Messenger RNA from Talpa occidentalis (Iberian mole), 2620 nucleotides. Its product is annotated as pre-mRNA-splicing factor 38A-like. The record is from RefSeq and is a predicted model, not a curated record. Gene Ontology annotation, cellular component: precatalytic spliceosome. Lineage: Eukaryota; Metazoa; Chordata; Mammalia; Eulipotyphla; Talpidae.
CACCCACCCACCCACCGACCCGCCAACCGGCUGAUUAUGCAGUCCGGAUGUGACGUAUUAAAGGACCCGACGGAAAUAGAACUGAAGGCAUUCUAAAAUGGCAAACUGUACAGUGAAGGAUGCGCACAGCAUCCACGGCACCAACCCUCAAUAUCUGGUGGAGAAGAUCAUUCGAGCGCGAAUCUAUGAGUCCAAAUACUGGAAAGAAGAGUGCUUUGGACUUACAGCUGAACUUGCAGUAGAUAAAGCCAUGGAGUUAAGGUUUGUGGGUGGCGUCUAUGGUGGCAACAUAAAGCCAACUCCCUUUCUAUGUUUGACCUUGAAGAUGCUUCAGAUUCAACCAGAGAAGGACAUCAUUGUACAGUUUAUCAAAAAUGAAGACUUCAAGUAUGUCCGCAUGGUGGGAGCACUUUACAUGAGGCUGACAGGCACUGCAACUGACUGCUACAAGUACUUGGAGCCUCUGUAUAAUGACUACAGAAAAAUCAAGAUCCAGAAACCCAACGGAGAAUUUGAACUGAUGCAUGUAGAUGAGUUUAUUGAUGAACUGCUGCACAGUGAGAGAGUCUGUGACAUCGUUCUCCCACGGCUGCAGAAACGCGAUGUACUAGAGGAAGCUGAGCAAUGGGAACCAUCACCAGAUCACUGCCGCAGGAGCCACCGAGACGUAGACAAACCCUGGCGCUCUCCCACACUGCGCUAUAGGAGGAGUAGGAGCCAGUCUCCAAGAAGGCAGAGUCGGUCUCCCAAAAGGAGGAGACCCUCCCCUCGCCAAGAAAGGCAUCAGAGCAGAAGUCCAAGAGGACAUCGCAGUUGGUCCCGAGAUAGACGGCACAGAUCCCGUUCCAAAUCACCAGGUCAUCAUCGCAGUCACAGAUGCAGGAGCCACUCAAAGUCUCCCGUAAGAUCGAAGAAAAGCCACAAGAAGAGCCAGAGAAGGAAUGAAUAAUGGACUAAGUCUGGUUUUAGUCCAAAAGGCUUAUGGAUGAAGGCGUCUGUGUGACGGGAUUAAGAACUACUUCCGGGGCCUCCCCGGCGGCGCAGCGGUUGAGCGCUGGGUUGCAAAGCUGCCCGCAGCUUCUGCAGCGCCGGCCGGUUUGAUCCCCGGGCGGGCGAGGGACCCGCAUGGCGCGCAGACCUCUCCUGCCGCCCGCUGCUCCCCUCAGCAGUGUACUUCGUCAGUCUGUUACCGAAUGCCGGCCUCAGUUUCCCUCAGCCAAUAAAAGGAAACCGAGUUUGAGGAAAAGGAAAGCGGUUUUAUUGGUCGACAAAUGAGGAGGGCUGCAGACUCAUGUCCAAAAGACCGCCGUCCUGCCCUUUGGCAGUGGGCAGGGGUAUUUAUACUAGGGGGAGAGGGGCAGGGGUUCGCGAAGGGGAGGAGGAAGAGGUCCACACGGAGACAGGUGGGCGCCAGCUCAACACGGAGAUGGAUGGGUACCAGCUGGUUUUCAUCAAAGGGAGGGGGAAAGUGUCAGCACAGAGAUGGGGAAGGAGUCUUCAGAGGCCCAUGGGUGUCAACUCAUUCAUUAAGGGAAGGGGAAGGUGUCUGCACGGAAACCGGUGAGCGCCAGCUUGUUUUUCUUCUCAAAGGGCAGGGGGGAGCUGCAACAAAUGGGAAAGACAAGCUGUUAGUCCUCUUAAUGCUAGAUAAGGGGGAAUUGCAAGAAAUGGGGAAAGGACAAACUUGUUAACUGUAUCAAGUCUGCCUGCUCUGCUCUGCCCUCUGGCUCUGGUGAAUUCUCUCACCCUCCCGCACUUCUGACUGUACCCAGUGCUUGUAUAAACAAAUAAAAAAUUAAAAAAAAAAAAAAAGUAGGGGGGGCGGGGAAGUUCCCCACGAAAUAGUCAUGAUGAUCCAUUUCAGGGAUGAAGAGUCAAUCGAAAAGCUGUGACCGCAUAAAGAUCUUCUAGAAGUUAUUUUCACGUCAUUCAAAAGAGAGGUCAGUGAGGAAUUGGCCUAUCUGCCAGUAAGGGGGUGCUUCUUAAAGAGGGCUUCCGGGGCCUCCUCGGUGACGCAAGGGUUUAAGAAGGAACCUAUGAAGCUAUCCACCCACCGCCACUGCUGCCCGAGUUCGAUCCCCAGCAGACCUCUCGUGACUUGCCCGCUGCUCCUUUCAGCAGUGUAUUUCCAUCAAUCUGCCUGUUCUGUUCCCCACUCUGUCUCCUGUGAAUCCUCUCACCUCCCAUGCCUCUGGCCUGUACCCCAGUUCUUGUAUGCAUAAAUAAAUAAAUCUUUUAAAAAAGAAAAACAAACAAACAAAAACUACAGACCCCGCAUGGAGGCGCUGUGUGAGGACCAGCAAGACUUCUUACCAAACCUAACUGAAAGGUCUGGCAGGGACCAGAGUUGCUAGGGUGAAGAAGCAUCUGGUAGGAAGCCCACCUAAGGACGAGAAUGCUGCUGAUAAAUCUCGUCGUCCUCCUCCUCCUCGUCUUUCCCUGCCGAACCUUUCACUAACUUGGCCUUCAACCCCUCUGCUGACUCAGAAGCUGCAGCACCCGACCCCCCACCAAUGUGUUUCCAAAUGGAACCAGGAUGUUAUUUUCUCCUACCCCGCAACAAUGGGCUCAUCUUUUCCAAUUUCCCAAAGGAAGGAAGAUGGGGUCGCUGGCCUCCAGA